Molecule: messenger RNA, 1359 nt
Organism: Prorocentrum cordatum
Lineage: Eukaryota; Dinophyceae; Prorocentrales; Prorocentraceae
Source: the annotation of a GenBank genome assembly
GGCUCAAGCCGUUGACGCCCACGGUUCCUUGGCAGUACGUAUCUGUUACCUGACACCCCGCCCCGCCAGCGAGCCAUGACCGCCGCUUCUCUAUCCGAGUCUGAGGCCCCGCGACCGACCAUGUGGGAAACUGCAGCCUGGGGUAUGUUCUACGGCGCAGGGAUCAUCGGGUGCCUGCUGGUUUACGGGCUCCUCCAGGAGCGCAUCAUGUCGGAGCCGUACGGGGGGGCUAGCGGAGAGCUGUUCAAGGUCUCCGUGUUCCUGGUGCUCUGCAACCGCAUCGUGGCGGUCUCCUUCGCGGCGGCGAUGAUGGUUACCAAGGGUGAAGACAAGAAGAACAUGGCGCCGCUGUGGAAAUACCUGGCGAUCUCUCUGUCCAACGUCGGUGCGACGUGGUGCCAAUACGAGGCCCUCAAGUACGUUGCCUUUCCUGUGCAGAUGCUGGGCAAGAGCUUCAAGAUGAUGCCAGUUAUGAUCUGGGGGAUCCUUAUCUCGCAGAAGCGCUACGGUUUCACCGAGUGGGCUGUUGCUGCAGCCGUGACCGGUGGUGUGACCGAGUUUCUCAUGACCGGGAGCAUCAAGGCCAAACACUCGUCUGGCACGAGCGCGCACGGUCUGCUCCUGCUCCUGGUCUUCCUGGGCCUCGACGGCUUCACCUCCACGUUCCAGGAGAAGCUGUUCAAGCAGCACAAGACCACGAAGUAUAACCAGAUGUUCUACGUCAACAGCUUCUCCGCGAUCGUCUCCUUCGUGACGCUGCUCGCGUCUCAGAAGGCCGGGGAGGCCCUGGGCUUCUGCGCCAGGCACCCCGCGAUCAUGACCGACGCCCUCACGCUGAGCGCUGCGGCCGUCGGCGGCCAGUGGUUCAUAUAUUCCCAGGUGAAGGAGUUCGGGGCCCUGGUCUUCGCGGCCACCAUGAACCUGCGGCAGGUGGUGUCCAUCCUGGUCUCCUACGCAACUUACCACCACACCAUAAACGAGCUCCAGAUCCUCGGGCUGCUGCUCGUCUUCGGCGGCCUCUUCUACAAGAGCUACGCGGGCCUCCGGGCCGGCCCCGAGAAGCCGGAGGAGACGAAGCCGCUGCUCUCGAGCAAGCCCGCCCCAGGAGGCGGCGCAGCCGGCGGCCAAGGAGCCGUGACCCGCCUCGGGGGCGGGCGCCCUCCGCCCUGCCGAGGGGGCGGGGCGCCGGGCACCGAGGGGCGGAACACGCUGGCCAUGACCAGAUCGACGCCAACCCUUCUGCGUUCGGUCUUGGUCACGGUCACCGUCUUCUUUCCCUGCAGAGCAGCGCGCGGCCACAGCGCCUGGGCGCUGUCGACCUCAGCGGAUGGCCCGAGAACGCCCGAAGGGCGAGGGCGA